Molecule: messenger RNA, 5356 nt
Organism: Petromyzon marinus (sea lamprey)
Lineage: Eukaryota; Metazoa; Chordata; Hyperoartia; Petromyzontiformes; Petromyzontidae
Gene: WDR25
Product: WD repeat domain 25
Molecular function (GO): protein binding
Source: RefSeq, a predicted model, not a curated record
GUAGAAGGGAAACAAAUAGUAUUUUUAUUAUUUUAUCGUUUCCCUUCUACGUGACUUUAUCGAAAGAACCAAGUAUAUUUGUGAUAGAUUUUUAAGUGUUUGUCUUGACGCUGAAAUAUGCACAGCAUGUAUUCUAUGUUCAGCACGUGCACAUGUGUGAACCAGGUUUUAAAAAAUCAUUUGUUAUACACUUCGAUAUGCGUAUGUAGUGUUUAUUUGUCAAUGUUAAUAAUUGGACAAAUGCCCUUUUAAAAAAUAUAUCUCCUGUGGAGUGAUAUGUGACAACUGCACAUACUCUUGUGUCUUAAUUUUUUGCGUGUGAUCCUUGACAUUUUGUGAGACUGAAAUCGGCAUUAAUAUGUUGGGUUCUGUCUUUGUAUCCAACAUACCAAAAUCAAGAAACUACUUUGUAAAGUAUUUAACGAAAUGUAUAUUUUUGAAUAUAGUAUUGAAUAAGAUGCAAAAGAUCGUAGCUCGGACUAAUUCUGAUCCCAGGUGGUUUUAUAGGAAAAAGUACUAAUAUUUUUCGAGGUGUGUAUGGUAUCUGUUAACUAUUGUACAGUAUUAAAACAACAGAUCUGCUUGUUGGAACUGAAACUAUUAGCCUUUCCCUAUUGUACCCGUUGCAGUAUUGGCUGUGCCACCGAUCGUAUUGCAGAUGGUAAUGUGCGGCACAUACAGGCUUCAAUAAACUUUAUAUCCCAUUGUAAGUGCGUGCAAUUAAGUUCCCAUUCAUGUUUUUACUAUAGAGUUCAGUCCUAAUACAACAUGUUUCAAGAGGCCACUUUUAUUUUCAAAUACACUUUUUGAAGUCACAAAAACAUGUAGAAUUUAUAUGAUGUAAAAUAUAAUGAUGUUACCACAAAGUGUGUCUUAAUUAACCUAUGUUGCUGUUAUGUCUAUAAUAAAUCGCACUUGGAACCUGCAUGCAGUGGGUUUAUACAAAUUUCCUCACUUAGAAUUCGCAUUUUUUGAUGAUCAUUGUAUGCCUAAUUAAACUAUUGAUGUAUUCUUUAUUUUUACACCUGUGCAACAAGUGGAAAACGUUACCACUGGACAGUGUCACGGCCUCAGAAACUCCACAACCGAUGUAGUAAUUGAAAUCCCAACAAAUUGAAGGCAUCAUUUCACAUUGCUCUUUAAUAAUUGCAGCAAAGUGUAUAAUAAUAUUAUUGUUCAGUAUGCUUGCAAUUAUUCCACAAGGGUGCCUUAUUAAAGAUUGUUUCAGUCAACAUUCACACCUAGUUCUGAAAAGGGGGGUUGUGGAUAGAUGUAUUAACGUUAGACCAUAUUAUUUCGCACUGUUAAGUAGCCAACCGUGCUAAUGGCUCUGAAACAUUUGAAGUAAUUUUAAUGCACCACAAACUAUUUUUUUCCCAACAGAAACCCAGAUCUCCCCAUUGUUGACCUCACAUUUAAUGUUCCCAGCCUAUACACAGCCAUUUUCACUCUUUGCAGAAAUGAAGUUUGUGUAUUCAUCGGAAAUCACGUCUAUUUAACACUGUCCUGUUCCUGAGUCUCUGGAACUGGUUUUGGUCUCCCGUGUGUCUGCAUCUCUCAUUUUUGGUCGGAUUAAAAUCUCCUGCCAAUCACUGGAUUGAUUGGCACGCUGAGGUGAGUGGUGAGUGUGGUAGGUGUGCAUUUGUGUUUACUGUGCAUAUGUGAGUGUGGUGGGUGCAUUUAUGAGAUUCAAAAUAAUGCAUGGAUUUGCCAGUUAAAAAUAAUUCGCAAACAAUUACCUUGUGGCAAGAUCCAACGCAGAAGCUCCCUGGGUAUGAUCUUCGAAUCUCAUGGUCCACCCUAAAUCGCAUCCGCACAAAUCAUGGCAAAUAUGUGCGGAUAACUGAUGCACAAAUGGAAAAGUAAAAAAAAACUUUCCGGUAGUGUGCGCCUGUGGUCAUCCAGAACAGACCGUAACAACGUAUAAAUGACGCAAUGCCCCGAUCCACAAGUACGAAGGAGACACCCACAUCACAGCGAUACACUCUGGCUUGACCACCCGAAUGUGAAAUUGUAGUUGCCUCGCAUCUGCAUCAGCAGCCGCGGGAAAGACGAAGAAAUUGGACGCCAGAGAGCGCUAGGGAGCCGCGUUCUAAUCUCUCGCCGUGGUUGUCGGUGCGGACGAACGCGUGUCGUGUAAUUCUGUUGCUAAAACUGCUCCCCACGCACGCUGGACGACGUCUGCGUCUCGUUGACGCAGCCCCCCGGGACACGGUGAAAAGUCGGCACAAGUCUGCGCCGUACACGCCCCAGCGCCCGUCAACGGGACGUGUUGCGCCCCUGGGUGAGCUCGUCCUAGAACGGCCAGUGGCGCUAGGCAAGAGCGUAGGCCUCGAACAGCCCGCGUAGGCCGCAGCAAUAUUAACGUCUUUAGUGUAUGGAGAUGACAUUACGAUUGCCGUAUUUUCUUCGUGCUCAGCUGUAUUAGUGGUUACUUACAAAAAUACACGUUGUAUAAACAGUAAUAUGUCUAAUGCCCUUUUAUUUACAUUACUGGAGUGCAACUGAAAUGCGAUAAGGGCUUGGUAAGAUACUAUUUUAAACCAGAGGCACCUUUCACAAUUCACUGGCUGUAGCAUCAACUUUAACCACCAGUCAUUUAUCGUCAUAAUGCCACGCAUUGCCUUGUGGCAGUUGUGUCCAUUGGUAUCACCCGAGCCCUGCAAGCUCAGCAGGGUGCAUCUCAACCCAGCCAGCAUUUAGGAUACGUUUCUGGUUUGCAACUAAAAUUUGGAUUAUUGUUUUUUUGUUUGCAAGAGAGAGAAAGCCACGUAAUGAAGGCACUGUUGGCGUAUGGUGACUCCGAUUCGGACGCAGAGGAAUGUGAUAUUGGUGAGUGUGGUAGGACAUCAAAGCCUGGGCAGAAGGCGUCAUCAAGUCUUCAAGUCAUUGCUGAGAGUACAUCCCACGGCGUUGUGGGUAUCAUUGGCACUAAAAGUGGAACUGCCAGCAGCAACAGCAGCAGCAGCUGGUUGGGACUGAACUCUCUCAGCACUGUGAACACCUGGGCACAGCACAUUGACGCACCCAAGCCCUGGACCUCAUCUCCGACUCCUUGGCCACUUUUUGCACAAAAGCAGGCAACUGCUGAACAGAGAGCCCAUGGGUUGGAGCACUCCCCCAAGGGGAAAACCACGCAUGCCGCCCCUCGCAGGCCAUACGUGCCAAAGAGACAAAGGCUCAGCGAUCAGGACACGCGGCCACCUGAAUCGCCUUCGCGUGGAGCCUCGCCACUUUUCGGGGCAAUUCGACCAUACGUGUCUAAAAGACAGAGGCUUGGAGAUGCUGGUGACGCAGCAGACCGUGGGGGAGCUUCUGAAGAUGGAAACGCCGCCGCCGCCGGCGGUGGUGGUGGUGCUGGUGGUAUUGGUAUGGGCCAGGGUGGGAUCGGUGGAAUUGACGGAGGACGAGCCCAAACGACGAGCGGUGGUGGUGCAGCCGACCACAGCGCACUCAUCAGGGGCAUCUCGCCAGUGGUUGCCCCUUACCUGGACUGCAAGUACUCGGGCACGCAGUUGACAAGCCGGGUCUACCUGGAGCUGGCCGGCCACGGUGGUGCGGUGAACGCCCUUCGUUGGUGCCCUGUGCGGACCCAGAGCCACCUGCUGCUGACCGCCUCCAUGGACAAAACUGUUAAGGUGUGGGAUGGUGUGGGUCAUGGGCUUUGCGUGCAGACCCUGCGGCACCACACUGCGGCGGUGCGCUCUGCACUCUGGAUGCCGUGCGGGGGCCGUGUCCUCACCGGCGGGUUUGACUCUGCCACCUGCCUGAGCGACGUGGAGACUGGUCAGGUGAUGGCCAGGAUUGACCAUGGCUCGCAAAUCAUGUGUUUGGCCUUGCACCCCUGCCAGCCGAACCUGUUUAUCUCAGGAGGCUUCAGCUCUGCAGCAAAAGCCUGGGACUUAAGGACCUGCAAGGCACUGCGCGAGUUCCGCGCGCCCUGCCAGCAGGUGCUGGCCAUGCUGUUCCUGCGCGGAGGCGACGAGUUCAUCUCCAGCACGGACGCUGUCAGCCGCGACUCGCCCGACCGUACGCUCCUCGCCUGGGACCUCGGCACAGGCGCGCGCAUCUCUAACCAGAUCUUCCACGAAAGGUACACGUGUCCCAGCCUCUGCCUCCACCCGCGCGAGCCGGUGUUUGCGGCGCAAACCAACGGCAACUACAUCGCGGUGUUUUCCGCGCAGCGACCGUACAGCAUGGACAAGAAGAAGCGCUUCGAGGGCCACACGGUGGAGGGCUACGGCGUGGCGUGCGAGUUCUCUCGCGAUGGCUCCCUGCUGGGCACGGGCAGCGCCGACGGUUCCGCUCGCUUCUACUGCCCACGCUCGGGGCGCCUGCUGGCGUCGCUGGCGGCGCACGCCGGCGGGCCUUGCCUGAGCGCCACUUUCCACCCCGUGCUGCCCCGCACGCUCGCCACCGCCGGUUGGGAUGGCGGUGUUCGCGUCUGGAACUGAGACGGUGGGGAGAGAGAGGGAGGGAGGCGGCCGGACGGACAGAUGGCGGUGCAGCGGUGAAUUCUUUAUUUAUUUGUUUGUUUUUAUCCAUGCGGAGCGCUGGCUGAGUGUUGUCCUCUUGCGAGGACUGUGGGGUUUUUUUCCGGCCACUACAAGUUCAUCCUGUCUGCGGAAUUGGCCGAACAUCCCAAUGCAGAACCCGACCUGAAGGAGAGUCCUGAGCCUCCGUGAGGCUGUUCUGGAUAAAGAAUUUGACACCUGUGACGUUCUGAAGCUAGUAGGAUGCUCUGCCAUUGUACUACCCAACGAGAUUUAAUUUACAGCUCUGACACCAAAUGCCUCUGUUAGCAAAUAUACAAUUGGCAACUUUCAGACAUUCCACCAGUUAGAGGUGUUUUCGUUUACAUUUGUGUGGGGACAUCACGCCCGAUUAAUUCAACCAUUUUUUUUUAAUGGCUCCAAAGCUGAAACAAACAAAACACAGGAUUCAUGCCAACGAAGCGUCACAUUUAAUAUGCAUCGUGCGCGAUGCCUUGAAAAGAAUGGGCGAAGGUGCAGACCUGCAAUUUAUUUCUCAAUCCACCGCUGUUGGAAGAGCCUCCACCAGAGGGAGCUCUGGUGGAGCUCCUUCUCGUUGGGUAUUUUUGGCCUUCUGUGCCAUGCUGCUGGAAGAGGUGGAAAGUGCCCGCACGGAUAAAGGCGGAACGGUGACGGCGCAUACUAACGGGGCAUGAAAGUGAUGAUGAGCAAUCUGAGAUCCUUACGUUCACGAUUUCCCGACUUUGUUGGAUUUCAGAAGUAAUCCUGUUAAUGAUGUUAGCAAGCGAUAUCUGAUCAAGUGUCUACAAGUGAAAUGCAAUCUUACAUGUUGCCAAUUUCAUGAAUAAACGUAUUUAACUCAU